Myzus persicae (green peach aphid) is the source of this 2582-nucleotide messenger RNA. RefSeq names its product nicotinate phosphoribosyltransferase (gene Naprt). Gene Ontology annotation, biological process: NAD+ biosynthetic process. Bases 364 to 2064 code for a protein of 566 amino acids. Lineage: Eukaryota; Metazoa; Arthropoda; Insecta; Hemiptera; Aphididae. The transcript is spliced from 15 exons. The record is from RefSeq and is a predicted model, not a curated record. Gene Ontology annotation, molecular function: nicotinate phosphoribosyltransferase activity.
UUCAACAUUCGUGACGAGUGGCGGCGAAUGGCAAUGGCGGUUACUGGGCAAUGAACAUUGAACACAAUUUGCGUGUUGACAAAACGUACCUACCUACCUAUAGACUAUAAUGUAAAUGAGUGCAAUCGUGUUGUGGACUUUGGCAGUUCAGAGUGAUGUUCACGGUUAAGGCUUCGGAAUAAACAGAAUUCACUAUUCAGUUGUCCCGUGUUAGCCGUCCAGCGCGGUUGUCCGUUCUUGUUGAUUCACAUUUUUUUCUAACUGUUCUCGUUAAUGGAAGUGUGCACAAACGCACAGGUGAAACUAAAGAAAUUAUUUUAAACCUAUCGUUCACCUCAGACAUUUGCAAUACUCAUUUGUAAAAUGAGUAUCGACGAAAGCAACAAUGUCCAUACACGACUUCAGGUCCACAACUGCGUUGUGCAGCCUUUACUCACAGAUUUAUAUCAAAUCACAAUGGCUUAUGCAUAUUGGAAAUCAGAAAAAACAUCUGAUACAGCUGUAUUUGAUUUGUUUUUUCGUCAGAAUCCAUUUCAAGGCGAGUUUACCAUAUUUGGUGGAUUGGAGGAAUGCUUAAGAUUUUUGGAAAAUUUCAAUUAUUCUGACAGUGAUAUUGAGUAUUUAAAAACCACAUUACCACCUACAAUUGAGCAGUCGUUUUUUGGAUAUUUAAAGGAAUUGACAGCUAAAGAUGUAAAACUAUAUGCUAUUGAUGAAGGUUCAGUUGUGUUCCCAAGAGUGCCUUUAAUUCGAGUCGAAGGACCUUUAAUUGUUGUUCAACUUCUAGAAACAACUUUAUUAACGUUGGUCAACUUCUCUAGUUUAAUGGCAACAAACGCAGCUCGAUACAGAAUGGCAGCAGGUGAUAAUGUAUCACUAUUAGAAUUUGGUUUAAGGCGAGCCCAAGGUCCUGAUGGCGGUUUGUCUGCUUCUAAGUAUGCAUACAUUGGAGGAUUUGAUGGAACAAGUAAUUUACUUGCUGGAAAAAUGUUCAAUAUACCAGUUAAAGGAACUCAUGCUCACGCAUAUAUAACAUCAUUUUCUAAUCCUAGUGAAUUGAAAACCAAGACUCUAAUUAAUUUGAAUAAUGGCAAAGAACAAGAUUUGAUUGAUUUGACUUUAUCAUGGCGUACUACAUUGUCAAAUCUUUUACACAUAUCUGAAAGCCAAGCUUCUGAUGGAGAACUAGCUGCUCUUGUCUCAUUUGCAAUUGCUUUUCCAGAAGGUUUUGUAGCACUCAUAGACACUUAUGAUGUAAAUAAGUGGCAUUUCUUAGGACCAAAAGAACUACCUGUCAUUUCAAGUUUUGGAAGCGGAAUUUUGAACUUUUGUGCUGUAGCCUUGGCAUUAAAUGAUCUUGGAUACAAAGCUAUUGGUGUUAGAAUUGAUAGUGGUGAUUUAGCCUAUUUGUCGAACAAAUCUCGUGAAACUUUUGUUAAAGUUGCAAAAGAGUAUAAUAUACCUUGGUUUGCUAAUUUAACUAUAAUCGCAUCAAAUGAUAUCAAUGAAGAAACUAUUUGGAGUUUAAAUGAUCAAAAGCAUAGUAUUGACUGUUUUGGAAUCGGAACACAUUUAGUUACCUGCCAAAGGCAACCAGCUCUGGGUUGUGUAUAUAAAUUAGUCGAAAUAAAUGGCACACCACGAAUUAAAUUAAGUCAAGAUGGUAGUAAAAUUACAAUGCCUGGUAAAAAGGAUGCUUUUCGGCUGUAUGGUGCCGAUGGAUUUGCCUUGAUAGACUUGUUGAAAAAGUCUGUCGAAGAUCCACCAAUAGCCAAAACAAAACUUCUUUGCAGACAUCCAUUUGAUCAAAAGAAACGAGCUUUUGUUGUACCAUCAGAAAUAAAACCUUUAUAUAAAGUUUAUUGGGACAAUGGACAUAUAAUGCAACGACUCCCAGAUUUAAAAGAAGUCCGAGAACAUGUCAAAGAAUCUUUAAGAACAAUACGCCCUGACAUUAAAAGAAAUCUGAAUCCUACUCCUUAUAAAGUAUCCGUGUCAGAUGAUCUAUAUGAGUUUAUGCAUGAACUAUGGAUGCGAAACACUCCAAUCGGAGAGUUGUCUUGAUGUGAUGUUUAAUCCAAAAUGACCAACAGUUAUCAGCUGAUGAUAUUAAUUUCAAAAUAAUCUGAACAACACGCUUGAAUGUGCACUUCACUUAUACACAAGCUUUAAGUUGUUUGACUAAAAGUGAAUUAUUUUUGAGAUUAAGGAACGAACAAAUUAUUUAACAAUUUCUAUUUAAAUAAUAAAACUAUACAUUUAUUUAAAAUGUAGGUGCCAAUGUAUUCAUUACUUUUGAGCACAAAAGAUAUAUUUUGGUUACCAAGUAGUAAUCACAGUUUCAAAUACUCCAACUAAAUAACAAAAUGAAAUAAUUUAUUUUAUUUUGUUAUUUUUGAGUUUAUUUUAUUAUUAAUAAUAUUUAUUAUUCAACUUAUCUCAAGAAUAACGUGACAGAAAUGAACAAGGAUAAAUCAAACAAUUUCUAGUCUUGACAAUAAUAAUUUAUAUAAGUACUUAAUGCAAUUUUUUUGUUUAUUAUCUUGAUAAUAUUAAUACCAACGUGUAUGGCAUUCCUUUUA